AUGACUGUCCCACGACUUUGGGUGUCUAGAUGGCAUUGUCUUUGCCUCUUCCUGGCCUCCUGGCCCCUGGCACCGCAGGGCUCCUGGGGGUGCUAUUCCCGGAACCCCAAGGCAAGCACAGAAGAGCAGUCCAGCUCUACGUGCAGUGGGAAGAUGAGGUCACCACGCAGGGUACCCCACCGCACAGCUGAGCUGGCCCAAGCUGAGGAGCUGCUGGAGCAGCAGCAGGGGCUAUACCAGGCUCUGCAGGAAGGGCGGGCUGCCUGGGAGGCCCAGGACCUGGGGCUCAAGAUCCAGAAGCUGAAGGAGCAGAUGAGGAGACACCGAGAGAGCCCGGGAGGAGCCACUUAA
Galeopterus variegatus (Sunda flying lemur) is the source of this 351-nucleotide messenger RNA. Its product is annotated as mitochondrial coiled-coil domain protein 1-like. NCBI's taxonomy places the organism in Eukaryota, Metazoa, Chordata, Mammalia, Dermoptera, Cynocephalidae. The record is from RefSeq and is a predicted model, not a curated record.